AUGGAUUUCUUGAAGAAGGUUGCCAGCGAGGUUGAAAACUCGACCAAGAACCAGAGUGUAAAUGCAUCCGAGCCCAGUGGAAAUGGUGAUAGUAAUGGUGCAAACGCGAUUCUAGGCGCAAUCAACAGUGCGCUCGGGGGAGGCGAGAAGGGAGAGAAGAAGGAAGCCAUCGACCUCGUUCAAGAGCACGUCUUCAAAGCCGGCGACCAAUCCAACGAAUCUGCCAUUGAGCAAGCUAAAGAUGCACAAAUUGCAAGCGCCAUCCGAAGCGGAUACAAGACUGUCACUGGAAAGGACUUUCCAAUCGCGGAGAAGCCCUCUUAG
Psilocybe cubensis is the source of this 324-nucleotide messenger RNA. RefSeq lists its product as uncharacterized. The record is from RefSeq and is a predicted model, not a curated record. The transcript is spliced from 2 exons. Bases 1 to 324 code for a protein of 107 amino acids. Lineage: Eukaryota; Fungi; Basidiomycota; Agaricomycetes; Agaricales; Agrocybaceae.